Molecule: messenger RNA, 1240 nt
Organism: Camellia sinensis
Lineage: Eukaryota; Viridiplantae; Streptophyta; Magnoliopsida; Ericales; Theaceae
Product: 2-oxoglutarate (2OG) and Fe(II)-dependent oxygenase superfamily protein
Source: RefSeq, a predicted model, not a curated record
GAUUUGUAAAUACUUUGGAAAAGCGUCACUGAUAGUAUUUUCAUCAACAUCGUAGAUUCCCGAAUCUGUGCAUCGUUCUGGUCAGACGCCGGAAGCAGAGAGACAGAUAGAGACUCAGCCCUCGAACGCCAUGGCCACCGACUUCAAAUCCAUUCCUUUAAUAGAUAUUAGCCCUCUUUUGGCGAAAUGGGAUGAUCCAAACAUGGCGCAAGACCAAGGCAUCACUGGAGUCGUUAAGCAGUUGGACCAAGCUUGUAGAGAAGCUGGCUUCUUUUAUGUGAAGGGCCACGGUAUACCCGAUUCCAUUAUCAAAGAGGUUAGAAAUGUGGCACGCAAAUUCUUUAGUCUGCCUUACGAGGAAAAACUAAAGAUUAAAAUAUCUCCCACAACUGGAUACAGAGGGUAUCAGCGGAUGGGCGAAAAUAUAACCAAAGGCAUCCCUGACAUGCACGAAGCUAUUGAUUGCUAUAGAGAAGUGAAACCGGGGAUGUACGGUACUCUCAGCAAACCUUUAGAAGGUCCUAAUCAAUGGCCGAUUAAUCCUCCAAAUCUAAAGCAACUGAUGGAGGAGUAUAUCAGCCUUUGUACAGAUCUGUCAAGAAAAAUUAUGCGGGGAAUUGCUCUAGCAUUGGGUGCAUCAGCAGAUGAGUUUGAAGGUGAAAGAGCCGGAGAUCCAUUUUGGGUUUUCCGAAUAAUUGGUUACCCUGUUUUAUCCCAUGCAAACGGCAAAGACAUGACAGAAAAUGAUAUUGGAUGUGGAGCUCACACUGACUAUGGUUUGUUGACGUUAGUUAAUCAGGAUGCUGAUAUAACCGCACUAGAGGUGAGAAACCAAUCUGGUGAGUGGAUAUCAGCUCCUCCAGUCCCCGGCACAUUUGUUUGCAACAUUGGUGACAUGCUAAAGAUUUUAACAAAUGGACUCUAUGAGUCAACUUUCCACCGAGUCAUCAACAAAUCUCCAACAUAUCGAGUCUGCGUGGCCUACUUUUAUGAGACGAACUUUGACGCUGCAAUAAAACCCUUGGAUAUUUGUAUAAGACGAACAGGUGGAACUAAGAAGUUUGAAAGAGCAGUUUAUGGAGAGCAUUUAGUUAGCAAAGUAACAACCAAUUUUGUAAAAGAGGAUGAAUUAGAUUCUUGAUCUUUUGACUACCUACUUGUAUCUUUAAGAACCAUUAAAUAAUUCGAAGUUGUGUAAACAGUAUAUCAAAUGGAAUUGAAACAUUGUUCGUUGCUGAGA